UCAAAGUACCGUGAACCACGACUGUUGUUAUUCCCGUAAAAAUGAAGUUUACAAUUGUUUUGAUCUGUGUGAUAGUUGGUGUAUACGGUAAAACAACUGAGAAACCUAAACACAAACCACAUAACUCCAACAAAACCUGUGAGGGGGUGCAUGUGCACGGAAAACUGCAUAAAAGACAUGUUAUUAUGAACGGGAUCAACCGGCCGUACCAACUGGCAAUAUACAACCACGAGCAUAAAAUAUUCUUCAGUUUCAAUGCCGGAGAUGACACCCAGGACACGUUCGGGAUUGCUUACGUGAAAAUAAACGACACGAUGCCUACAGAAAUACAAGGAAUAAAAAACGGCUUCGCUGUCGUCGUCGACGAACAUAACAAAACAGCGUAUUUCGGAGGCAAUGAAGGCAUCUACGCUGAUCAUCUUGAAAAAUCCGGGAAUUUGAAGCACAUCGUCAAGAACCGUGACAUUUGGGAUUUACAGUACUUUGAUCACCACUUGUACUUCAUCCAGUACCCAUCGCAACGCCUGCACAAAUACGAUUUCAAACAUAAAAAUGUCACACUUCAACAACAUAUUCACGAAAAGAUAUACCAAUUCGCUAUUGAUGGAGAAGGUGACACGUUCAUAACGACCAGGGACGGCUUGUUUGAGAUAAAAAAGGGGAAAAACGACCGCAUCCCAUACCAAGGACCGAAGCAGUUCAGGGCCAUUGAAGUAAACCACAAAGGCGUCGCGCACUUCUGCGCUAAAAGUGCCAUCUACGUAGCGCACAAGGAGAACCACACGUUGACCGAAAUAGCUUCCAUCAAGAAUAUAUUCGGAUUAACUUUUGAUAGUUCGGACAAUAUGAUUUAUUCAAACCCCCAUGAAAUUGUGAAACUCCUACCUCACGAUUGUAAGUAAACUCCUUAU
Messenger RNA from Spodoptera exigua (beet armyworm), 911 nucleotides. The record is from the annotation of a GenBank genome assembly. Lineage: Eukaryota; Metazoa; Arthropoda; Insecta; Lepidoptera; Noctuidae.